Molecule: messenger RNA, 16098 nt
Organism: Porites evermanni
Lineage: Eukaryota; Metazoa; Cnidaria; Anthozoa; Scleractinia; Poritidae
Source: the annotation of a GenBank genome assembly
AUGAAACCUUGCUGUGUCAAGGCCUUCUUCCUGUUUCUGCUCUCUUGUCACACCGUAUUGGACGCUACGUCUAGAUGUAAGUUUUAACUCUUCUUUCAACACAUCACCAUGUUGCUGAAAUUUCUAGUCAGCUGUAAAUCGAUGUUUUUCCAUAAAAUCACGAAGACUGCAGAUAUUAAGCAUCGCUAGAUUGCGAUGAAUUUCUCUAGGGAAAAAGGGGGGAUCCGGCUCCANGAAAAAAAAAAAAAAAAGAACAAGAAAAAGAAAAAACGGAAAGGAUGGGAAACUCAAUCUGACGAUUGAGUUUUGGCCUUAUUCAAACGCGCACAAAUAUUAUUGUCUUAACUUCAUGGUGAUAUAUGUCGCUCGCGUCCUCCGUUAUGGCACUUUCAGCUAGCUGGAUGUGCUUGAGGGUUGUGUGAGUAAUUUCCGAACAUUUCAGACCUUUGAAUCUUCUCUGAAGACUGGAGGAAACUACCACACAGGUUCUCGAAAUGCCAGUAGUUGUCAACAGCAGCCUAUUCAGGACUACGGAAAAGUUUUUCUUAACGACGGACACCUUUAGCACCAGCACAUGAUGUAUCCGUGUUAUUGAGAGUCAGCUAAAAGGAGCAAAGAAAGACAGACCAACUCUGCAGGAUGUCCGUUUUAGCAAGGUGCCCGUUAUAAAGAGAGAGUGGACUGUACAUUCGCCCAGACGAUAAAAUCAUUCCACCAAAUUUCAGUUGUUUAAUUUGUUUGUUUGUUUGUUUGUUUUUUUUUUGUAAUUGUUCUUAGACUGCGGUAAGGAACUUAUAGGGUACAACAAGAUCAGAAACCAAAACAUCAAAGCUUCUACAGUGGAUAGGUUUGCUCAAACUCACGAAGCACGAAUGCAUGGUGGCAAUGGAUGGAUACCUGAUCGCAAUGAUAAACACCCAUAUCUGGAAAUCGAUUUAGGAAGUCUAUUUCUUGUCUGCGGAUUUGAGGUGCGAGGGUGCAGGCGAUCUUGGCCAACUAGGUAUAGAGUACAGGUCGCUCCUGAGAAAGACUACUGGGAUUCAUGGAAUUAUAUCAAGGUAAUUUACAUGGAGUUAGUAGCAUGUAAGGGUUAAGUGGUGAUAUUCAUCAUCGCAUUUGGUUAGAGCAGUCUCUUUACGGAACUAUGUUUGGCCUCCGUUCUUUUGUGGACAAAGAAAGAAAGAGGAAGUGAGGACAUAGUCUCAAUUCACCUCAGUUAAAUCCAGUUUUGUAGCAGCUGCUUGUAGGUCUCUCCUGAUUGGUCGCAGAAAACAAUGACUUGCCAUUCUUUAAAUUGUUUCAGUAUUGUUUGGGGUUAGGGUUAGGCACCAUUGGUGACUUCUCUUCCGAGCAGCUGCUUCAUGACCCGUUAAAUCGGUUGCAGGGGAAGGUAAUGGUGAGGUGUCCCUCUUUAAAAUUAUUCUUUUUAAGAUAUUUCUAUCUUAUACCUAAACUUAAGUCGAGGUGUAUGAUUGUGUUGUAACAAUUUACAGCAAUUACAAAGACUAAUCGAAAUAAUGAGUAAUGAUAAAAAUAAUAACAAAGGAAGUUAUGAAAAUACCCGUCAACUCUCGCCUUGCUAUAACGGGCAACCCGAUGAUACGGAUAGCCGUUAAAUUCUAGGCAAAAAAUAAAUUACAGAUGUUUCACUGAAAAGAAAAAUUCCCGCCAUUAGGGACGGAAUCUCGCUAGGGCACUAAUACCCAAGGUCCCCACUGUGCUCGCUGUAAAGAGAGUUGACUCAAAAGUUGCACUUGUUCAGGGUUUAGGAGGAGCUUAAGGUGAUACUUCGUUUACGAUGACUUAAACAUCCAAUACGAUCAACUCCCUUUUAUCGCAGACUCCGUGGGGACUUUGAUAAGUGUCCUCAUUAGCAAGAAUCCGUAAUGGCGGGAUCUGUUUCCGUCAAUAAACUUAUUUUUGCCUGGGAUUUUACUGCUCUACGUAUUGUCGAGGUGUCCGUUAUAGCAGGGUCAGCAAAGCAAGGGUUGACAUACGUGCAUAUAUUUCUCUUACAAAUAACCGCUGCCGGAUUAGCUCAGUCGGCAGAGCGCUUGACUGAAGAGCGAGAGGUCGCGGGUUCGAUUCUUGGGGCCGGACCGAUAUUCAGGGUCUUAAAAUAACUAAGAAAUGAAGGUACUUCCUAAUUUGCACUGCAAGCGGGUAGACUUUCGCUUGGCUCGGAUGACCACGUUAAAUGGUCCUGUCUCCAGCCGGAGACAUAAAAAAAAUAGUGUCCCCAAUUAGUACUUUAGUGCUAAAUACAUUCGUUGGCACUCAGAUAAAGUGCUUUUUUUAUGACCUGCUAUUGAAAAUAAUAAAUGGUGACCCUGCCACCGUCAUGAUUGUUUUUCAGCCGGAGUUUUAUGGGGGGAAAAACGAAAACGACAAGGUAUACAGCGUUGCUAGAGAACGGAAGGUCGGUCGUUAUGUGAGGAUAUUCCCUUAUGGCUUCAAGUUAGACCGCACUGGGAGGCUAUGUGUGAAAGUAGAAAUAUAUGGAAAUCCUUAUUUGCGUGAGUACUGUACCUGUUUAAGUUUGUUAAAUACCUUAUGUCUUUCAAAAAUUUGUUAUUCCUCACCCUUCUUGCACUUUUUUAUUGACAUAAAGCAUUUGUUAAUCAUGACUGCAGUGCCAGGGGAGUUAUACUGGGUAGGCUUCGAUGAUGGUGUCAUGAUACUAGUCACCAUCGAAAUAAUGAUAAUAAUCGUUUAUGUAACCAUAAAAAAGGAAGUAAUAUAAUGUAAUAAGCUAAGGGGCAUUUCGAGGGUCUCAACUUUGAUGGAAGCCCAAAACUACAUGAGUAGAAGUUCAGGAUAAUCCUUUUCAAUUGGAGGUCUCAUAAAAAAUAAAUGUAACUCUUGGUUCUCAAUAGGAGUUGGCGAUGAGGUGUUCGUGAUGGAAAAUCAGAUAACAAUGUCCUAUAAGAAGACAAGUAUUAACAAAGUUAAUCUAGAUACGUAUAAAGUGGAAGUACAUGACCGCAAUGAACCUCUCAGUUAUUAUCCUGAUUACACACAGGUACGUGGUUACAAUAUACAGUUAUAUGGACCUUCGGAAACUCAGACGACGACGUUGACAAAGAAUUAAAAACAAAAAGGAAUAGGUUUUGUUUGCAAAACAGUAAUUCAGCGCGUGUAUCACGUUUCUAUGUUCAUUAUCUGCCAUCCCUCUACAGCCUGAGCUAUGGAAACUUGAACGAGAAGGCAAUAAUAUUUUACUUAUUUUCUAUCUGAGAUCGGAAGCGGUUCUGCCUCUUCAGCUUCAGUUUUAUUUCCCACUUUUUUAAAAGAUUAAACGAGUUGGAAUAGUUUGAAAGGAGGAAAAUUCAGUGUUUCACUUAGUAUACAUUUUUUACUGGUGUCGCCUUUGUCAGAUUGCUUUGAAAAUGACUGCGUACAUGACAUGUUAUUAGAAUACAAGCAGGAGUGUUUUGCGGUUAAAUUGAAAACAAGAGUUGCGGGCUGCCUGUUUGUUGUAAGCAAAAAUGUAAGAAUUUUCUACAACCAGAGUGGCUGAUGAAUAUUAUUUCCAUGCCCACUGAAAUAUUGCUAUCUAGUGUGCUUUCUGUUUCAAGGCCUUCUUCCUGUUUCUGCUCUCUUGUCACACCGUAUUGGACGCUACGUCUAGAUGUAAGUUUUAACUCUUCUUUCAACACAUCACCAUGUUGCUGAAAUUUCUAGUCAGCUGUAAAUCGAUGUUUUUCCAUAAAAUCACGAAGACUGCAGAUAUUAAGCAUCGCUAGAUUGCGAUGAAUUUCUCUAGGGAAAAAGGGGGGAUCCGGCUCCAACUUGAAGUAAGGUUGCAGAUGGAUCACCCUUAAUUAUACGGGGAAUGGCAUUUUCAAUCUAAAAAUUUUCAGUCAAACAGGUGUAAGAACUAGUUUCCCUGCGAGGAACAAAGUUCCUAUUAACAUGAGAUCCAGAUGGUGCGCAGUCCCCACAAAAAUUAUUUUACAACUAUUUCUUGGUCUGUAAAAACUGAAAAAAAAAAAAGAAAGAACAAGAAAAAGAAAAAAAACGGAAAGGAUAGGAUAGAGAUCUGAGGAUUGAGUUCUGGCCUUAUUCAAACUCGCACAAAUAUUAUUGUCUUAACUUCAUGGUGAUAUAUGUCGCUCGCGUCCUCCGUUAUGGCACUUUCAGCUAGCUGGAUGUGCUUGAGGGUUGUGUAAGUAAUUUCCGAACAUUUCAGACCUCUGAAUCUUCUCCGAAGACUGGAGGAAACUACCACACAGGUUCUCGAAAUGCCAGUAGUUGUCAACAGCAGCCUGUUCAGGACUGCGGACAAGUUUUUCUUAACGACGGACACCUUUAGCACCAGCACAUGAUGUAUCCGUGUUAUUGAGAGUCAGCUAAAAGGAGCAAAGAAAGACAGGGACCAACUCUGCAGGAUGUCCGUUUUAGCAAGGUGCCCGUUAUAAAGAGAGAGUAGACUGUACAUUCGCCCAGACGAUAAAAUUAUUCCACCAAAUUUCAGUUGUUUAAUUUGUUUGUUUGUUUGUUUGUUUUGUAAUUGUUCUUAGACUGCGGUAAGGAACUUAUAGGGUACAACAAGAUCGGAAACCAAAACAUCAAAGCUUCGACAGUGGAUAGGUUUGCGCAAACUUACGAAGCACGGAUGCAUGGUGGCAAUGGAUGGAUACCUGAUCGCAAUGAUAAACACCCAUACCUGGAAAUCGAUUUAGGAAGUCUAUUUCUUGUCUGCGGAUUUGAGGUGCGAGGGUGCAGGCGAUCUUGGCCAACUAGGUAUAGAGUACAGGUCACUCCUGAGAAAGACUACUGGGAUUCAUGGAAUUAUAUCAAGGUAAUUUACAUGGAGUUAGUAGCAUGUAAGGGUUUAGUGGUGAUAUUCAUCAUCACAUUUGGUUAGAGCAGUCUCUUUACGGAACUAUAUUUGGCCUCCGUUCUUUUGUGGACAAAGAAAGAAAGAGGAAGUGAGGACAUAGUCUCAAUUCACGCCAGUUAAAUCCAGUUGUGUAGGAGCUGCUUGUAGGUCUCUCCUGAUUGGUCGCAGAAAAUAAUGACUUGCCAUUCUUUAAAUUGUUUCAGUAUUGUUUGGGGUUAGGGUUAAGCACCAUUGGUGACCUCUCUUCCGAGCAGCUGCUACAUGACCCGUUAAAUCCGUUGCAAGGGAAGGUAAUGGUGAGGUGUCCCUCUUUAAAAUUAUUCUUUUCAAGAUAUUUAUAUCUUAUACCUAAACUUAAGUCGAGGGGUAUGAUUGUAUUGUAACAAUUUACAGCAAUUACAAAAACUAAUCGAAAUAAUGAGCAAUGAUAACAACAAUAACAAACGAAGUUAUGAAAAUACUCGUCAACUCUCGCCUUGCUUUAACGGGCACCCCGAUGAUACGGAUAGCCGUUAAAUUCUAGGCAAAAAAUAAAUUACAGAUGUUUCACUGAAAAGAAAAAUUCCCGCCAUUAGGGACGGAAUCUCGCUAAUGAGGGCACUAAUACUCAAGGUCCCCACUGUGUCCGCUGUAAAGGGAGUUGAUUCAAAAGUUGCACUUGUUCAGGGUUUAGGAGGAGCUUAAGGUGAUACUUCGCUUACGAUGACUUAAAUAUCCAAUAGGAUCAAUUCCCUUUUAUCGUAGACAUCGUGGGGACUUUGAUAAGUGUCCUUAUUAGCAAGAGUCUGUACUGCUGGGAUUUGUUUCCGUCAAGCAACUUAUUUUUGCCUGGGAUUUUGCUGCUUUACGUAUUGUCGAGGUAUCCGUUAUAGCAGGGUCAGCAAAGCGAGGGUUGACAUAUGUGCAUUUAUUAUAUGGAGGAGAGUGUUUUACUGGGAACUAAACCACUCGUAGAUUCCAUACGCCACUUCAUCCGGGACCCGAGUGGCGUAUUUUCCGUAUGUCACCUUUGUGAGUGUCGUAUCGUUCAAUGACGUCACGAUUCCCACCUUUUGCUUUUGUUGAAUUGGUUUCUCCAUAUAAUAAAAAGAACAUUAAACGUUGGCUCGAAGAUAUGAAUUUUAUGUUCUCGUGGCAAGAACAAUAUCUCACUCGUUCGCUUCGCUCACUCGUGAGAUAUUGUUCUUGCCACUCGAACAUAAAAUUCAUAUCUUCUCGCCACCGUGUAAUAUCCUCUAUAUAUUUCUCUUACAAAUAACCGCGGCCGGAUUAGCUCAGUCGGUAGAGCGCUUGACUGCAGAGCGAGAGGUCGCGGGUUCGAUUCUUGGGGCCGGACCGAUAUUCAGGGUCUUAAAAUAACUGAGAAAUGAAGGUACUCCCUAAUUUGCGCUGCAAGCGGGUAGACUUUCGCUUGGCUCCGAUGACCACGUUAAAUGGUCCUGUGUUCCAGCCGGAGACGUAAAAAAAUAGUGUCCCCAAUUAGUACUUUAGUGCUAAAUGCAUUCGUUGACACUCAAAUAAAGCGCAUUUUUUAUGACCUGCUAUUGAAAAUAAUAAAUGGUGACCCUGCCACCGUCAUGAUUGUUUUUCAGCCAGAGUUUUAUGGGGGGAGAAACGAAAACGACAAGGUAUACAGCGUCGCUAGAGAACGGAAGGUCGGUCGUUAUGUGAGGAUAUUCCCUUAUGGCUUCAAGUUAGACCGCACGGGGAGGCUUUGUAUGAAAGUAGAAAUAUAUGGAAAUCCGUAUUUGCGUGAGUACUGUACCUGUUUAAUUUUAUUAAUUACCUUAUGUGUUUCAAAAAUUUGUUAUUCCUCACCCUUCUUGCACUUUUUUUUAUUGACAUGAAGCAUUCGUUAAUCAUGACUUCAGUGCCAGGGGAAUUAUACUGGGAGCAUGCGUUACCUGUAUGCGUAAGUCACCAUAGGUUUCGAUGAUGGUGUCAUAAUACUAGUCACCACCGAAAUAAUAAUAAUAAUCGUUUAUGUAACCAAAAAAAAAAUGAAGUAAUAUAAUGUAAGCUAAGCGGCAUUUCGAGGGUCUCAACUUUGAUGGAAGCCCAAAACUACAUGAAUAGAACUUCAGGGCAAUCCUUUUCAACUGGAGGUCUCAUAAAAAAUAAUCUAACUCUUGGUUCUCAAUAGGAGUUGGCGAUGAGGUGUUCGUGAUGGAAAAUCAAAUAACAAUGUCCUAUAAGAAGACAAGUAUUAAGAAAAUUAAUCUAGAUACGUAUAAAGUGGAAGUACAUGACCGCAAUGAACCUCUCAGUUAUUAUCCUGAUUACACACAGGUAUGUGGUUACAAUAUACAGUUAUAUGGACCUUACGAAACACAGACGACGACGUUGACGAAGAAUUAAAAACAAAAAGGAAUAGGUUUUGUUUGCAAAACAAUAAUUCAGCGCGUGUAUCACGUUUUUAUGUUCAUUAUUUGCCUUCCCUCUACAGCUAGCUAUAGAAACUUGAACCAGAAGGCAAUGACAUUUUACUUAUUUUUUGUCUGAGAUCGGGAGCGGUUCUGCCUCUUUAGCUUCAGUUUUAUUUCCCACUUUUUUAGAAGAUUUUAAAAACGAGUUGGAAUAGUUUGAAAGGAGGCAAAUUCAGUUUUUCACUUAGUAUACAUUUUUACUGGUGUCGCCUUUGUCAGAUUGCUUUGAAAAUGACUGCGUACAUGACAUGUUGUUAGAAUACAAGCAGGAGUGUUUUGCGGUCAAAUUGAAAACAAGAGUUGCGGGCUGCCUGUUUGUUGUAAGCAAAAAUGUAAGAAUUUUCUACAACCAGAGUGGCUGAUGAAUAUUAUUUCCAUGCCCACUGAAAUAUUGCUAUCUAGUGUGCUUUCUGUUNGCCUCUUCAGCUUCAGUUUUAUUUCCCACUUUUUUAAAAGAUUAAACGAGUUGGAAUAGUUUGAAAGGAGGAAAAUUCAGUGUUUCACUUAGUAUACAUUUUUUACUGGUGUCGCCUUUGUCAGAUUGCUUUGAAAAUGACUGCGUACAUGACAUGUUAUUAGAAUACAAGCAGGAGUGUUUUGCGGUUAAAUUGAAAACAAGAGUUGCGGGCUGCCUGUUUGUUGUAAGCAAAAAUGUAAGAAUUUUCUACAACCAGAGUGGCUGAUGAAUAUUAUUUCCAUGCCCACUGAAAUAUUGCUAUCUAGUGUGCUUUCUGUUUAAUUUUACAAUGAAAUGGAGAUUUCACCUCUAUCAAUUUUAUGUCAAUUUGUAUUUCACAGCCGGUUUCACUAAAAUGAUUUAUUUGCUUAUUUAUUUCAUUUUAUUUUUCAGGUUAUUCCUAGUCACGUGCCUCUAGAAACAGAGAUCAGAGAAAACUCUUGUGUUCUUACCCCUGGAUAUCACUACGUUGCGGGGCGCGUGCACGAGAUUAACGGAAACAAAUAUCGAGUCGAAAAGCUAGUAGAUGCAAACAGAGAUUAUAAGGGGCAGACCAUUAGGCUGCAUAGCUUCGAAAGAGAAAAAUUACGAGUUAUCUUUAGUGCGUGGUGUGGUAAGCAUUGCAUGUACAUUGUGUUGUUUAUGACUUGAACUAUUCACGGAGAUUUAGCCAGUUCGUAUUCUUCAACAACAGCAUUUUAAACAACAAAGAAAGAGCCUCGAUCUUAUUGAAACAAUUUUUAUUUUUUGCAAAGAUCACCAUUCACUCUCUCCUUUCUUUUUCAACUUUAUCUUUUCUGAUCAGUAAGCCCAUCUGUUUAACUCGAAUUAAAGUUUGAUGCAUUAGGGCCUGUUUAUAUAAGGGGGAGGGGGGGGGGGAACUGCAUGAGGUAAGUAAGGUAACCUGCCCGGCAUAUGAGUGAUCCGCCACUUGUUACCUCACCCAUCUGGGGUCCCCCCUCCAUGUAAACAGGCCCUUUGUUUGUUUUGUACGGAUUGGCACUCAGUAGCAUAGAAUCCUUCAAUUUCAUUGCUUGGCCAAAACUAUUCUGGACUCUUUCCAAAUUGAGUUUCGAAGUCUGAAUUGUCCAGUCAAUAUAAAACAAAAUCAACUUCCACAGAGUAUUUGUAAAAUUACAGUUUGAAAAUUACUCAGCUUAAUACUGUAUAAAUUGAGUGAAGGUGUGAAGCUUCUUCAGCAUCAAAGAUGAUUGAACCCUUCCAUAACAUACAUCGAUUACGGAGGUGACCAGAAAAUCCAAGGGACAAUUUCAAAACUUCUAUACAGUCAAGAUGUGAAAGAGGUCACAACUAAAAAUAUUCAUCUUGACAAACUUCUAAAAAUCAGAAGACACGUCACCACGCCACAUUCAUUAAAUUCAGGUUUAAACGUGAAGGUCGGAACAACCCACCUGUUUCGAUUCCCAUAAGUCAAGUCAAUUUGUAUUUAACUCUCAUAGUUAUUAAUACUAUUUGCAAGUCUAUUUCAAUGCCCUCACAUAUGAAAAUAAAACGAUUGUGAAAAAAGGAAAAGAAGUUAUUUCAAUUUUAGGUUCAUUGUGCAGAGUUUUGGAAACCUAAUUAAUUUGUAGGACUAACCGAAUAGGUGACCCAAAUUUGUGACUGAAUGAAGUUUAAUCAAAUAAAAACAAGCCUAAAUGUCUGUAUUGAAACUAUUUAAAACAGCAAAAUUAAACAACUAAAACAAGUAAGCAGAAGUAAUAUACCUUGUAUUUUUAUUGUUAAACAGUACAUGACUGUACUAUCAUAAGCAUCAAUAAGAACCUGAAAUAUUAAAAAAAAAGACAUGUGGUUUGUUUCAUCCGAUAUAAUAAGCUGUGGUAUUCGGGGUUUCUGUGCCACAAUUUUUCUUAUUUCUUUAUUUGUAUAGGUAAUAGUAUGAUUUGUAGUGAUAUUUGGCAUAAAUACCAUGAGUGAUACUUCGAAAUUCUUAUACGUAAUUUCACGAGCCGUUAGGCGAGUGAAAUUUGAGACAAUUUUGAAAUAUAUGCAAAAUAUCACGUACAAAUCAUGCUAUUAUUUGUUUAUACUACUACCCGCAAAAGGGUUGUAAUUAUCACAUGUAGGUAUUUCAAAUUAGGCUGAAAUAUAUGGUCGGCCAUUUGUUUCAAAAUUAUAACACGAUAUACGUGCGGUAUUUUACCACGUUUACUUGCAAUCAUUCCUGAUACACGAUAUACGUGCGUUUUUUUGCCACGUAUACUUGCGUUCUUUUCUGCUUUGUGGGUACAAACGCGCAUAUAUAUGCGCACAAAAAAGCCCAUAUAUAUGCGCGCGCCGUUACAAACACGCAUGUGGUAUAUGGGGGUCACAGAAAGUUGUCGUAUAAGAGGCACCGAAUUAUACCGUCAGCAAAAAACCCAUUCAUAUACGAUCGAGCUGGAAGAUAACUUCGGUUUGAAUCAAUCAUGGCUGCAAUGGCCGCGUCAAUUUCGAGCAAGGUUUGGUUCUUAUUCAUGGCCCUCACAGUAGUGGUGGUUGUCGGCUCCCCGACAACGGAUUUGUUGGAAUCCGUGGAUUGUCUCUUAAGAGACUGUGUACGCUAUUUCAUGAAUGCUGACCGAAACAACGAUCAAUUCAGUUAGAAAUUAGCGUCUGACAGGCCAAGCGCGACUCAUAAGCUCGUGUGAUAAUGUGAGACAUGACCUUGAGAGGCUGCUUGAACAAAUCAAUUUUUCUUCUUUUCUCUCUCUCGCGCGAAUUAUCACCUUUUCUCCUCCACGAACACGUUCUAAGCCUCCUAGUCUCGAAGCUUUUUAUUCUUUCCCUCCAUUCACUCUAUAAAUUCCAUGUUCCUUGUUUUGUAUUCUCACACUUUAAUAGCCUUUCACCUGCCUCUCUUUCUUUGCUUCUCCACUUUAAUUGUGAUUUUCUUGAUUAUCUAACUCUUUCUCGUUUAACUUGCAUAAAAUGUCCCUCAGGUAUCGAUUUGCUAUUAGUUCUCAGUAGGUUUCUAUAGGCGAUUAGGCUUUUUCUCUUCAUGAUGCUAACCUGCACACAAUUGCUACGACAAUGUAAUUGCCAAUUUCCUGCAAAUUCUCCAGUUUACUUUUAUUUAUUUCCUUUUCCUUCAGAAAAAGUUGAGUUCUUUGCCAGAGUCUCAAAACUGCGUUCAAAGGUUUCCUAUGGUAGAAUCGUCAGUGUCGACUCGAAGCUGGUAUUUUUAGAAAAUGCACAAGGAGGACUGCAUCGGCUCUCAUACAAAACCCAGGAUGCUUUCUUUGUCAGCAAAAGGGAAGUUAGACCUGAUGACGUGGAACCGAAAAAGACGAAACUAUGGUUGCCAAACAUGUAUGGGUAUCUUGAACCAGUGACAGCUCCGAACAAAAUAAUACUAUCUCUUUGGAUUAAGCGUAAACCAAGAAUAGUUUGGUACAAAGAAAAUGACGGUAAGUUAUGAAAACGAAGCUAUUGAUUUCAAAAGCAUUGGCUCACAACUUUUACUGGCGACUGUGGUAGUUUUUACUGAGGCCGACACAAACAGGCUGACAAACAGAAAAAAUCUUUCAACUGAUCUAACUGACACGCUAAAUCAGAAUCCAAACGGGUCGAUCAGAAAUUAGACCAGUUCCCAGGCUAAAAUUCAGCAUGAUAUAGCAAGUCACGGAGGACAGAACACACAAAAAGGAAACAUAAGAAAUCAGAAAAUUAAUAAACAUGUUUAUUGGAUGAGUCAUGUAGUAAAUCACAUUUUAAUUUCUAUUAUCGAUUUGAUAUGCAGAUAAACCAGAUGUUUGCAAAAACGAAGCAGGUCUCUGUUAUAACAGUCGCAUCCCUUUCACAGUUGUUCGGCAAAACUGCACUAUCUCCAAAAUAUGGGAUGGGAAAAAAUGUACAGGUAUGUGUUGGGUUAAGUUGAAUAAUUGUUGAACAGGCGAUACAGAAUUGUUGGUUUUCACAUGACGUCCCAAAAAUUCAAACUAAAAAACUAUCGAUCCUACCGAGAUUUUACUUUCACGAUGCAUUAGUCUAGAGCAGCUGAAAACUAAUUUUCAUACAAAUUUUCGCUUCAAAAGGGUUCUUGGUUUUGUAAUGGAGUACGCUUGAAUUUCUAAGCUUUUGCGUGACGCGGCAUUUACAUGACGGCCAAGAGAGCUGUCAUGUAGGUAAAAAAAAAAGUCUUAUUUCAGGAAAUUUUGGUAUCUAAACAGUUCAUGUAUUAGAAAAAAUAUUACUUUAAUGUUUAUGAGUUUCUCGAAGAAUAAAUUCACGCUUUUGUAGCAAAACUCGGUAACAGAUGUUUCUGUUGGUUUCCGUCCGCCGUGUUGGAGCUCAUCCAGGUGAGAGCCAGCAUGGCGUCUCCAUACAAAUCUCUAUAAGCUUGGGUAAAACGUUUCUUCGGAUAUCUCGUAUACGAAAUAUUCCUCUGACCUGAAUUUUGGCGGGGGUCUUUGCAUAUGUACUUCCUUUCAUCUCCCAGAUUAUGGACUUUAUCUAUUGAACGGUUAUUUUCAUUUUUAUCUAUUUUGAAUGGCGUGGCACUGAAAACCAGUAGUAGGAAGCUUAUAAGUAACGUACGUCAACCGGAAGUGAGGCCUUUUCUCCUUUGAUAUGCCUCAACGCUACCGAAUGUAUAUCGCUACGUUUCCUUAAUCUUAUAGUGAAGAUGUAACCGAAAAUUCGGCCCAAACAACUAAUCAAGAAUGCAAAAAGUCCACUUCUGGUUGACAUGCGUCUUUCGAAAACGUUUUUGCCGGCCUAAUGGCUCCCUACUACUAACGACGACUUGCGUUUAAUUGGGCUGCAUCUCAGCGUGAGAUUCAGCGUUAUCUGUUUCUUAUUAUGACGUUUGAAGUUGGAAACUGGUCCCAGGAUUACCGGGUAAAAUGGCAAAAGGACAUGUAUUGCAAGGUUACUAAAGUUAGUCAAAGUUAGUUAUUGGCUGAAAUAGAAUUUGAAAAACAAAGAAGAACUCUUAUAUUUCCUGUUUUGGUCUGUUCUGUUUAGAAAAUGCAAAGCAAAAAGAAGCGUAGUCUGCUACAAAGCCGUUUCUAGUGUCGUCAUGCAACGCUCCUCCCCACCGGAGGAGGGAGGAUCGUUUCGUUGUGGGGAGGAACGUUGUCUGACGACACUAAAAACGGCUGUGUAGCAGACUAAAAGAAGCGUGGACGAGUGUUAAUUUCUAAUAAUGUCCACAUCAUGAGAUUCCAUCCACUAUAGAGUAAGACUAUACUCUAGGAUUAAAAGGAUAAAUAUAUUGUCUACCAGUUAAUUCCUUGUUGUGUUGGGUUCUUCUACAGGAUUUGGAUUCUGGAAAAUGUUUGCUUGUAGACUCCGGAAUCCAGGGCUUGAAAUUCGGAUUUUAACCCAAGGAAACCUGAAUCCCGCUAACAGUUGGAAUCCGGGAUCCAAUUCCACUGACAAGGAAUCCCGAUUCCAGUAACUGGAAUCCGGAAUCCAAUGCAUCGAAUUCUAGAAUGAUAAGGUGAUGAUAAAUAUACCGUGUAGUGGUUGGUAAAUGCCGAAAACCCCCACCGCACCCACCUCAAUAGGCUUUUUUGUUGACGACUGUCGUUUCUUUUUUACUUUGUAAUGCACAGACGAAGAUGAAUGCAAAACAGGAAUGGCCGCAUGUGCUUUGCAGGCGAGAUGUAAGGAUACCCCUGGGUUUUAUAAGUGUGAGUGUAAAGCUGGUCUGAAAGGUAAAAAUCCCCGCACGGAAGACUGCAAGGAUGUCAAUGAAUGUGAGAAUAAAAAGAACUGCCACAAGGAUGCCAUCUGUGAAAACACGUUUGGGAGCUUCAGCUGUCAUUGCAAGAGAGGAUUUAAAGGUGACGGGCGCCACAAAUGCGUUGAAAUCGAUCGGUGCACAGUUCUAUCAAACAAGGUACAAUGUAGUUUAUGAUCAUAAGCACAUAAGCCUAAAAAGUCUAAUUUUCCGACCUUUAUUAUAUCCACUCCUUUCGUAGUCCCAAAAGUACCAAACGCGCUUCCCGUGGAGGCUAGCUACCUCCUGGUAUGAUGCGGAAACUAGAUUCUGAUCCCUUGUAGACCGUUCUUACAUUCUAGGAAACAAUGGCAUCAACUCGAGACUUGACAAAAUGCAUAUGAGGGGUUAAUAGGAAAUUCUCUAUCCAAGCUCGGCCUCAUUCCACUAUCCGCAGUCCGGAGAAGGGCGUAAAUGACGUUCAAGUGAUCCUUCUAUUUAUUUACUCCGGACCACAAUUGGAAAGUUGUCAUGAUCAAUAUUCCUACUGUUAAAUAAUUUAAUAAUAGUUAAUAAUCGAGAGGAGAAGUCGUUCCGUCACGUUGCCAUGGUAGCAAAAUGUUUGGAUGACAACAAACCGAUAAAGUCACUUAAAAGUCUAUUCGCGCCAUUGAAAACUUCAUUUAAUUUGGCAAAUCUUGGCGAAAUUUUCUUUGGGACCGUAUAUAUCUAUCGACAUCUAAGUUUAGAAAUAGAAAGCGACAAUUUUUGUGUUGUGUUCACCUACUCCAUAGAGCGGGCUCAUGAAAUCAGGAAGUUUCAUGUCGUAGUGAUGUAACGACGGAAAAGAAACGUACGAACAGCGUGAUACACGUGCAAAGUUGUUGUUUGUUAAUAUAAACAUAUUAUUUUUUGCCGUUCUCCUUGCCGUCGCCGUCAUCGUUGGUUUUUUUGUCAUCCAGAAAUUGUGCUACCAUGGUAACGUGACGUCACACUUCUUCUCCCUAUGGUAUGAAAUUUAAAAAAUACUAGUUACAUUGCAAUAUGCACGUUACUUUUGAUGCUUAACAUUUGAUCUUUAAUUGUUUUAUUAGGUUUUAAAAUAUAAGAAGUAUUAAUUCGUGCACAAAGUUUUCUAGAAUCUCUUAUUGACAAUUCAUAUUCAAUUUGAUUUGUUAACCGUAAUUUUACUUCUAUUUUUUGUUUCAUUCAAUUUCAAAAGGACCAUUGCGAAAAGGAAAAGAAUGCGAUUUGCAAGAAUUUUCCAGGAAAAUAUCAAUGCGUAUGCAAAAAUGGUUUCCAUGGAAAUUUUAAGCAGUGCAAGGAUCUUGACGAGUGCACUUCGAGGAAACAUCAAUGCAGUCCGCAUGCCCAUUGCAUCAAUACAAUUGGUUCUUUUACGUGCAGAUGCAAAAGUGGUUACCAGGGCGACGGUCUAAAAUGCGAAGACAAACUGGAGUGCAAAGAACCGUCGGUUAGAAUAAAAAAUUAAAAUAAUAAGCAAAUAAAUAAAUAACCCUUUAGUUUUAGUGGUACAAGUAUACACAGAGGGUUUCCGUUGUAGAGAAAUUCGGAUCCAAUUUGAAAUUUAAAAAGAAGGGGGAGGGGUGAACCAGAGUACCGGCGGGAUACCCCACUGUGGUACCAGGGGUGGGGGGGGAUGGAACUCCUCCCCGGAGUUUUCGAUAUGUUGAGUUUUCGAUAUGUAGAAAGCCCUUGAUCUUCUUAACAAGAUGAGGUAUAUUUUAUGGGUGGUGGCGCUGCUGAAGGCCUGUGACGCCACCAUCAAUUGGGUCCAUCUUGGCCGCCAUCUUGGAUUUUACCAAGAAUUAGAAAUCAGGCUUAAACCGCGACAAAAAGUAAUGUUUUGUGCUUUGCAUGAUUAAUAACACAUAAGUAAGCACUUUGCAUUAUUUAAGCCACAAGAUUUACCUUUUUCUUGAAAGAAGUUAAAAAACGGGUAUUUUCACCCAAAAAAUGGCUUGACCACCUGCUACUUAUGACAUCAUACCUCGUAAUUAUAGCAACUGACCAUCACUGAAGUUCUCUCAAAAUUUGCGCGAGGAAUGAACGAACAGCUACUUAAAACGUCAGGUGCUAUUGUUUUAUCCUCUAGGAAAAGCUCAGAAAAUCCUUAAAGGGGGGUGGGAGGUGGGGGGUAGCAUCCACCCUCCCCGUUGUACGUCCGAGGGUUAAAAAAGUAUAAGGUACAAAAUGAGUUCCUGUUAAUUUUUAAUUCUGUCCACAUCACAUCAUUUUCAGGCUAGGAACUAUCCUGUCACAUCAGUACAACACCAAUAUUUUGCGGUAAUUAAAGGAGCCAUUUACCACGGUAAAAAUGUCCCUUGUAACCGCACCUAACGUGUAGUAUCUCCUUACAUAACUGCAAAAUAUAAGAUGAACAGUGUAAGAUGCAUUUUAACUGAAAACAUGCGCUUUUUUCCCAUAGAAAAGUCGAUCAUGUCAUGCGCAUGGCAAGUGUGUGGAUACUGUUGGUGGAUACAAGUGCGAGUGCAAAGAGGGUUACUAUGGUGAUGGGGUUAAAAGCUGUGUACUUGCCAACGAAUGUGAACUUGGAAUCCACAAGUGCCACAAAACCUUGGCUACCUGUGUCAAUACUCACCAAAGCUAUGAAUGUCACUGCAAUAAAGGCUUCGAUGGANCUUCUUCUCCCUAUGGUAUGAAAUUUAAAAAAUACUAG